Molecule: messenger RNA, 1626 nt
Organism: Aphanomyces invadans
Lineage: Eukaryota; Oomycota; Saprolegniomycetes; Saprolegniales; Verrucalvaceae
Exons: 3
Coding region: 49-1395 (448 amino acids)
Source: RefSeq, a predicted model, not a curated record
CUCAAACGACGUGGACGGGAGGUAGUCAGCGUCAUUGGCGCAAACGCCAUGGCGUUGUCGUGGGUGGUCUCUCUUCCGUUCGGUUUGUGCUGGUGUGCGUACCUGCACAUGCCAGCCGUGUUGUACAUUUACGUGGUCAACAUGCACGUCGCCCCGAUCAAGUACUGUCAGCCGUACCUGGUGGCGUCGACAGGACUCUUCUGCACGCUGUUCUGCUUGACCGCGCCCCUCGUUCGCAUCUUUUCGCCCGAGGAGCUAUCGGCGCUCCACGUCAUAUGUGGCUACAUCUUUCCAGUCUUUGCAGGGAUAUCGUACGUGCUGAGCGCGGUGGCCGCUACUAUCAUGUUCAAAAUCACCGACCUGGUCGUGAACCAGACGCAUUUUACACCCGACCAAGUCGCCCGGCUCACGCUUUACCGGUGGCUGCUGUACCCGAAGGUGCAGCUACGGGCCGUUGCUGGUUUUGGCUCGAUCUUGAUCGUGCCAUGCUGCGUCGUCCUUGGCUUUACACACAAUGAAGUUUCCGAGAGGAAACAGCUGAAUAUGAUCUUGCUGGCAUGGACAGGUGUGACUGGGGUGGUCGGGUCGGUGCUCAGUCUUUGGAUGGCCAGGCACAUGCCGCCCUACAUGGACAACUUGGGCUUUCAAUCCAAGUAUCGGCGAACAAAUCGCACGACCAUGUUCCUCGUCGUCGUGGGUUUGGUCCAUGGUGGCCUCGAGUUGGUGCUGGCCAUGCCUCUCGGCCAAGAAUUCCAUGUUCGCAACAUCCUGUUCACCCUCAUGGUGCAGUAUGUGUUUUACUUCAACAUUACCGUGCCGCUGCGGCACCUGGCAACGUCCGUUCAAACGAGCGCGCCGCCGUCGCGGCUCGCCACCAUCACGUUCAAGAAACGCCACUUCCAUGUCGACGAUCUCGAUCACUAUUUGCAAUCGCGCCAGGGCCAGUCGACGUUUCUCGCGUUCUGCCAGCGCGAUUUUCGCACCGAAGAAAUUCGAGCUUGGCAACUUGUCGAGCAAUUCAAGCAACGACUUGUGUCGCCGCAAACGUUGGUCGCGACGUGCUUGUCACCGCAAUGCGCGUUGGCAUGUCCGACUUCGACGGUAUGGGGACCGAUUUACGUGGCUAGGCUCGAGAGCUGGUUGCGGCAAGACGCGGAUAUUGUCGGGAACGUCAUGCCCACGUCGUUCUUUGACGAGUUUCAGGUGGCGCUGCUCGUGGCGCUGUGCGAAGACGUGUGGCCACGAUUCAAGCGACAAUCGAUGGAGUGGACGAAUUUCUAUAGCCGACAACGAAACCUGGAAGGAAUGGACAGGGUGCUUCGCAUGGUGAUCAAAAAAUCCUCGUCGCGCCUCCGGCCUUCCCGCCCCCCUCCGACUCUUUCAGCCCCUCGAUAGACCCUGCAAUCGCCAAUGCGACGACUUGUGGGGAAAUAGCAGGCGAACAGUCCCCUCGUGUGACUAGUGCGUGCGAUUCCACCGAGUCUGUCCCGGUCUGCAUGACACUGACGUCGUCACGCACGGCUCUUGACACUAACCUUGGUCGACUCCUGCGAAGGACCAAGUGCCGGCUACUCUAGUCAAAGCAAUCAUGCGCUCUGGGUUGUCGACAGGGCUGCACACUCCGCC